AUGCCAAGCUUUAGUAGAGAAAGCUCUAGAAGAUCUGGUGUGUCCUCUGGCUGGGGCGAUUCUGAUGAAAGCUCGGCAGAUGAAUUUUCCAGAAAGGCCUCGAAGAAAAUUUCCAGAGGAGCUCUUUCGACAAAAAGCUCUCACUGGGGAGAUACAGACGAGUCAUCUGACGAUUCAAAGGUGAGGAGAAUCUACUCGCAGAAUCCUUCUCGCCAGCCGUCGAAAUUGUCCAGCUGGGGUGAUUCUGGAACAAGUUCCGAUUCCGAUGCCCCGGCUUAUGGAGGUGCUGUCAAACCAAAACCAAUAAGUGCACGAGCAAGUGCACGCGAAAAAAGCACGCUCUCACGAGCAUCAAAAUGGUCUGAUGAGGAGUCGGACGAGGAAGAGCAUCAUUUUUCGAAGAAAUCGAAAUCAAAGAAGAUCUCAAGCGUCUCAAAAUGGUCAGAUGAUCAAUCCGAAGCUUCCAUAAAAAGCCCACAACCAUCGAAAAAGUCGCCCGAGUCGUCAAAAAAAGAGCCCGAACCGGCAAGAAAAAGCCUCGACGAACUGAUGUCAAAAAUUUCUUAUGGCGAAUCGAGAAAUGAACCCUCCCGAAAAACAAGCAACAUGUCAAAAAGACCUGUUUCGCUUAGAGCACCAGAUAAAGCUCCACCAAAAUCGCCGCCAAAAGCAAAUCAAGAAAGUGAAGAAAAAAGAGAAACAUCAAUAAAGAAAAUUGAAAAGCUUUUGGAGAAAAAACCGGUUCUACCGACGCCAAAAUCAGAAAGCUCGAAUGAUUCUGAUAAAGAACAUUUUGUUCUUAACUCGACGAACUCAGAGAGGAAACAAGAAUCGUCUGAGGAUAAUCAGUCCCGAAGCUCUCGUGUCAAGGGAUCAAGAAUAUCCAAAAUCUCCAGGAUUUCGCAGUGGUCGGAUGAGGACUCCGACGAAGAAGAACCUCCUAAAAGCGAUCUGAAAGAUGAAACUGGGAAGCUCCCAAAGAGAGUUAAAGAAAUUUCAUCAAGCGGAUUGUCGAGGAAAAAUGCUAUUCGAGCUUCUGGGAGAUCGAGCUCUAGAAUUUCCUCGAAAGCAAAUGAGAAAAACGAGUCACAAGAGCUGUCUGAUUUGAUGAAAUUUUCCGCGAGCAACUCAUCUUCAUCGAAAUUUGAAGUGAAAGAAGAAAAAUCUGAAAUUCGACCAAAAACUCGCGCUCAAAUUCAACCAGAAUUUUCGACUGCUUCAAAAUGGUCAGACAAUGAUGAUUCCUCUGAUACAGAAGUAGAGAUGGACAAUAAACGAUUCUCGGAAAUCUUCAAAACUGAAGCAAACAUUCCCAUCAAGAAAGAAAAGUACGAGAAAUCAUCAAAAACACCACUGAUUCCAAAAUCAAACCAAGCUUCUGCUCUGUCAGAGUGGUCUGAUCAUGAGUCCGACAAAAUGAAAAUUCAAGAGAAGAAAGUUUCCUCCCUUUCAAAAUGGUCAGACAACGAGUCCGACAAACAUGAAUCCAGACGAUCUGAGUUUUCUAAAGCGGACAUAUCCGCCCUCUCAAAAUGGUCAGAUAACGAGUCAGAAAAGGACAAACCAAAAUCAAGAAUCUCAAUGGCCCAACUUUCUUCCCUCUCGAAAUGGUCGGACAACGAGUCAGAGAAAAAUGAGUCAAGGCGAUCCAAAGUUUCUAGAGCGGAAAUAUCCGCCCUGUCUAAAUGGUCAGAUAACGAGUCGGAUAAGAAUAAAUCCCUUGGAAAAUCAAGAAUAUCAAAGGCCCAAGUUUCGUCGCUCUCAAAAUGGUCUGUCAACGAAUCGGACAAAAAUGAAUCCAGACGAUCCAAAUUUUCUAGAGCGGAAAUAUCUGCCCUCUCAAAAUGGUCAGAUAAUGAGUCUGAAAAGGAUGAGUCGCUUAGAAAAUCAAAAAUAUCGAAAGCCAAAGUUUCAGCGCUGUCGAAAUGGUCGGACAACGAAUCGGAUAAACAAGAAAUUGAAAUCAAGGAAGAGAAACCUUCAACACCAGAAUGGAGAAAAAGGAUCAACAUCGACGAUUAUUUCGCUGUUUUCAACAGAAUGAGGGAAGAAAAAAACGCUCAGCCAAUCAACUCUUCAUCCCUUCAAAAAGAAAGUGAGACGAAGGAAGAACGAGAAAUUUCUGCCUUGUCUGCUUGGACGGAUAAACAAUCGGUGAACAGGUCAAAUAUUUCAAAAUGGACAGAUAAUGAGAGCGAUGACGAAAAUGAAAUGACACCGAAGAAUAUCCCACUGGCGAGAGCACUGGAUGUCCGGUCGAAGUCCUCAAAAUGGUCAGAUAAUCAGUCAGAAAUAAGAUCAGCCUUGUCGAAAUGGAGUGAUCAAGAAAGCAACGAUGAAAAUCAAGGGAAUAAAGAUCAAAAAAUAGAAGAAAACACUUGGCGAAAGGCCCCAAGCCGAGUAACAAGCAUAGAGAGCCGAGCGUCAUCAAAAUGGGGAACUCAACGCGGUUCCUCGGUCUACUCCUCUCACACGGAGGCUGAUUCCGCCAAUGUUUCAUCACUAUCAAAAUGGUCCGAUAAUCAGUCAGAAAAGCCAGAACUUUCGAAUCAAUCAGCAUGGACUGACGUUCUUUCUGAUCCUGAAAAGACACCAACAAAUGCUGCUCAACAAAGCGCUGAAAAUCAAAAAGUUGAAAUUGAAAACAAAGUCUCCCGACUUUCUUCCUGGACAUCAACAGUUUCUUCCAAGUGGGGCGACGUUCAGCGCUCAAAUAAUUCAUCGAUUCGUUCUAGCGAAUUAGCUUCAGGAACAUCUGGAGAGCACUCGCUAUCAAGUAAGCACUCUCUUCCUUCCUCUCGCCGUUCCCUGGAUUAUCCAAAAAAUGAUUUUGGUUCUCGCCUUUCCGAGGUUUCCGACAACAUUCAGCUUCUUGAAGAGGAACCGACAAAGCUCGGUCCGCCUCCUGUUCCCUAUCGGAAUCCCUCCUGGCGCGGCUCAUUCCGCUCUUCUGCGCUAGAAUCGACGAUCAUGACUCCUUACACGCAAGAUUUCACCCAAACACAAAGCGUCAUCGCCAGCCAAGGCCAGACAGUCCGUCAAAAACGCAUCAAACAAGCAAUAGAUUACACUAUUUUAGAAAUCUCAGAGCCAGACACAAUGGUAGAGCGAGAUUUCUCAUCCGGCUCCAACUGGACUGUCGAAAACUCUCAAAGAGUCGCGCCUGGAAGGAUGAAUAAGCUGAGCUCAAUCGACUCGAAUACGAAUCAAAAUCGAGCCAAUCCUUUCAUGAAUCCCUUCGAUGCGACUGUCGCUCAUAAAGAAUCUCCACCACCAGCGAUUCCUAAAUCUGCGGUUCCCAUGUCCUCCGGCACCGACUGGACAGACACUGAAGCAAAGCUCACCAAAGAAGAGGAAGCGAUUCCCGCGAAAUAUCUCAUGACAACUGACAACAUCGAAUCCGAUCCUGACGAUUAUGUGAAUCAGUUCAACAGCAAAGCCAUCAAUGCAGAUAAUGACUUUGGCCCGAUUAAUGACGAUACCUCCUUAAUUGACGUUGACAUGGAGCUUCCACCAAAACAAAUGGUCGAAAUUGUUCCGAAGAAAAAAGGUCUCUGCGGCGCUUCCUGCUCCGGGAGAAGCAACAAGAGCGUUUGGGAAAGUAUCAAAAGUGCAACAAAACUCUGUAAAAAAUAG
Oikopleura dioica is the source of this 3636-nucleotide messenger RNA. Lineage: Eukaryota; Metazoa; Chordata; Appendicularia; Copelata; Oikopleuridae. The record is from the annotation of a GenBank genome assembly.